Messenger RNA from Branchiostoma belcheri (Belcher's lancelet), 2727 nucleotides. RefSeq lists its product as uncharacterized. The record is from RefSeq and is a predicted model, not a curated record. NCBI's taxonomy places the organism in Eukaryota, Metazoa, Chordata, Leptocardii, Amphioxiformes, Branchiostomatidae. The transcript has 8 exons. Bases 127 to 2472 code for a protein of 781 amino acids.
AACACGGUAUGCAAGUCACCCUUACAAGGCUAGAGUAUAGCGACAUUUUGCCCUCUUUACUUUAGCGGGGUGUGCUUGGAGGUGUCAGACGUACGUUUGCGAGCUCCUGGCGCUACAAGACGAGGGAUGUACAGAAUGGCGGAUGGUAAGGAAGUGAGGGCCCUGCGGCUGAGGUACCGGAGUCUGCUGAUUGGGGUGGUGUUAGCCGGAGCCGUGCUGGCCAUAGUGAUCGGACUCGCCGUUGGCUUGACAAUACAACGAUGCAACGAGCCAAAAGAGGAAAUCGUCAGGAUCGGUUUACUGUUUUCGACCGACGACAACUCCGCUGAGGGCAUGAAGGAAGCGGCAAUGUUGGCCGUGGAUGACAUCCGUGCUCAUCGGAGGAAGAUACCAUCAGCUGCGGACAUCCAGGUUCACAGCGGGGACUACGACGGAUCUCCAGACGGGGCUCUGCAAGCUUUCCGCCGCCUGUACAGCCGACGGGGCGUGCGUCUGUUCGUGGGUCCCGACACCAGCAGCCAUGCGGUCCGUGUGGCGGAGUGGGCGAUGGAAAACGCACCAGACGUGGUCUUCAUUUCUCCGCGAGCAACAUCUGAACGACUGGCCAACGCCACAAACACAAUUCGUCUCAGCAUGGGGGACCGAGCUCUUGCCCUGGCCUUGUACCUGAAGCUGCAAAGCGACAACGUUUCCUUCGUCAUCCCGGUACACGUCGAGGACAUCUACGCUACGGACCUGGUGCAGAGGAUUCGCGACCUGGCGGACGGCAUGAUGGACCGCAUUACCGUCGGUACCAGUAUCAGCUACGCGCCGGGUACGAUCACCAACAAGGAGGAAGCGUGGGGGCUGACUGACCGACUCCGCGACGCCUUGAGGGACUACCCUGACGCAGUCGUCCUGUUUGUGUCGUAUUCAGAAGCAAGGUACAUCCUGGAAGCAGCCGGCGGCGACAGUGCACUGUUGAGGCGCAUGUGGUACACCGGGGACUCCCUGGCUCUCCGAGAGGACAUCCUGAGUUCUGAUGAAGCAAAGCUGGCUGCGCAAACGGCAAGCCUGUACGGACUGGCUUUUGCAGGGGAGGGACUUCACAGCAAACGCAGGAUGCGCAAAAUGCAGAAGCUUGCCGACCGUCUGAAACGCUCGCCUCCCGUGUAUGCUCCGCUGGCAUACGACGCAGUCAACCUGUUCUACGACUCGUGUCAGAUCGCGCGCACCACCGAUGCUCCGACGGUUCUUGCUCACCUGACCCGCGAGGCGGAGUGGCAGAACGGACUGUCCGGCAGGCUGGCGAUCGACUCCACAAGAAGUCGCGCGUUCGGAGAUUACCUGCAUUCGUUCGUCGCUCCACAGAUUCCAGACACCAGCAAGGUGACCGUCGCCAUGACAGGGUCCUGGAUUCUGAGCGGACUGUCGCAGGUAUCUCACAUGGACGAUGAGUCUGACCAACAAGGCGACUGGGGACGUAGGAAGGAGGUACCUUCCUCUGACAUGAUGUCCAUGUCUGCUGUGAUGUCUGCUGCCAUGUCGUCUGCCUCGAUCUUCAACAAGUCUGAUGUCAUGGCACUGAAGACACUGGCUGGGAACGACUGUCGCAACUCAAAGUUUUCCGUCAAUGCUACGGAUCCUGCAACGUACAUGCCGGUGGAACAUGACUUUACCGAAGACACAUUUCCGGAGAUGUUCAUUGUGUCGACUGACUACGGGUACAGCCUGCAGAUGAGCUGUGACAAGCCGGAAGGACCAGUGACGCUGGACGUACUCUGCCCACCAAGUAUCAAUCCUGGUGACAGCAUGGAAUGCGUACAGACCAUCACUUAUCCUGUUUCUGAUCAGGGUGGUCGCCGCCGCCUACUGUUGUCGCAGGCCACAUUAGGUGCUUUCGGAGAAUGUGUUGGUGACUCUGUUGGAUGCGGUAUUUGCUUCGGAGUCGGGGCACUCUCCAACGGUGCUGCAGGUGCGAUUGCUUGCAUCACGCCCUGCACGCUCAGUAUUGGAGGAGCCUGCGGUAAUGCUAUUGCACUUGGUGUUGGUGAAGCCGUCAAUGUUCUCAGGAACACGGUGAUCUGCACAGAGCUUUUUGCCCAAGGUCACCUAGACGCCCAGACCUACCUGGCUGAUGCCGCCUUUGGUCGCCAGCUGGCUACAGAGUUCCCACACGUGAUGGAGGGGUACCACACCCUGGCCAACCCCAUCGUCUGGCUCAUGCAGAGGUCCAAGACUGCUACAUCCAUUGUCAAGACCUUCGCCCUCCCCUGGGCCCGACACAUGAGCUAUCUACAGGACAUGGUGGAUGAAGGGGACGAGUUUGGGGCUGUUAUCAUGGAGAUAGGGAUGGUCCUGAGUGGUGCAGUGGGGAGGGUCACGUGGGCAGCAAGGGCUGUCAUGGCACUACAAAAUGCCAUCCUUAUCCCUAUCCUCAUUGCCAUAGUUACCAAUGUAGCACGCUUUGCUAUGCUCAAGAACAAAGCAUGAGAUGAUAAGAGAACCUCGGGGUGUGUUGAGGUAAACCCCGGACCAAGAUCCAUCUUAAUUAGCCUUUGUAGCGGUGUACAGAAAGUGCGAAAUGGAACGAAAUGGGACGAAAUGAAACGAAAUAUGUAUGAAGUACGUUGGAACGGCGACGUUAGUGUCCGCUCGACGUCCUAACGGCAACGUUAAGUUUGAUGGUAUUCUUUUCGUUCCAUUUCGUUCCAUUUCGCACUUUCUGGGGUCCCCUUUGUAGUAUCA